UGAAACGACCGACCAUUCAGGGGUAUUUUGCAGUGUCAGAUACACGAAAAAUGUAUCAUUUAUUAUUUAUACCGGCAAUUAUUUCAAUCAUAAGCACAAUUUUUAUCUACUUGUGGUUCAAAAGGAAGUUUUCGUAUUGGAAGAGGAAGGGCGUGCCGGGACCAAAACCGUCGUUUCCCUUUGGUAAUGUCCGCGACGUGAUAAAGCGCAAAAAACAAAUUUUCCAGCCGUACUGUGACGCUUAUUUUCAAUAUAAAAAGAACCCCAUGGUUGGCCUUUACUGCUUCAAUAUACCAGUACUGUGCAUCAACGAUCUAGAACUAGCCAAACAUAUUCUAAUCAAGGAUUAUGACUAUUUCCAAUCACACGGAGUAUUUUCAAGUUCGGAAACCAGCGAUCCUCUCGGAGGUCAUCUCUUCCAUAUCCACGGCCCAAAGUGGAAGUCUCUUCGAUCAAAGCUCUCCCCAACAUUCAGUCCAGCUAACUUGAAGUCACUUUUCCCUCAUGUAAAGAAAGCAGCAGAAGAAGGUCUGGAGUACGGUGACUUAAUGUAUGAGAAUGGUACACCUAUCAAUUUUACUGAAUUUUUUGGUAAAUACGUGGUAGAAAUAGUCGGUAAUGUCGGUUUUGGAAUUAAAAAUGAUGGCUUUAAAAGAGGCGAAACCGAGUUUCAUGGGCGAUGCCGACAGUUUUUUGAAUACACGUCAAUAUAUUGGACAAUUAUAAGAGGCAUUGCGUUUUUCGCUCCAGAAUUUUUCAAGAAAUUCGGCCUGAAGCGUACGGAUCCCGUUAUUAAUAAUUUCUUUUAUAAUUUAGUCAAAAACGGAGUGGAAUUUCGUAAAACGAACAAUUAUCGUCGCAAGGAUUUUCUACAAAGGCUUAUUGAUUUAAUGGAUACAGAUAGCUCUCAUCAAUCAGAAGCUGCAGAUUCUCACUCUUUCACACUCAUUGACGUAGUAGCGAACACCAUGCUCUAUUUGUUUGCGGGCUACGAGACAUCAGCUACGACGGGGCGUUACGCAGCCUACGAGCUGGCCAAAAACCCCGACGUGCAGAGCAAAGCUAGAGAGGAAAUAUUAAGGGUAUUAGCGAAAUAUAAUGGGCAAUGUACUUAUGAAGCUCAAAAUGAAAUGACUUAUAUGAAUAUGGUUCUAGAAGAAACAUUGCGAAAAUAUCCACCCUUGCGAGCUCUCUUCCGCCGAUGUAAUGAGGACUACAAAGUUCCCAAUACUGAUAUAGUUAUAGAUAAGGGUACGUUACUAUUUAUACCGAUACAAGCAAUACAAAUGGAUCCAGAGAUUUUCGAAGAUCCAGAGAAAUUUGAUCCAGAGCGAUUCACCCCGGAGAAGAAGGCUACAAUGCAUCCAUGCCAGUGGAUGCCUUUUGGAGAGGGGCCAAAGAAAUGUUUAGGUGUACGACAAGGCUAUAUUCAAUCUAAGAUGGCAUUGGUCCAACUUCUUUCGAAAUAUGAACUGUGUUUGAAUGAAAAGACCGAGAACCCUUUGAAAGUAAACCCGUCAGCAUUUUCUUACUCCCCAUUAGGUGGAAUUUGGAUAAACUUGAAAAGAAUUGACCAGACGUCGUAAGCUAUAGUGUAAAACGUCAUAAGCGGGAAAUGGCAUAUUUUUCUUCAGUUGCAGUGAAUUUUA
Messenger RNA from Pieris napi, 1649 nucleotides. Its product is annotated as probable cytochrome P450 6a14. Lineage: Eukaryota; Metazoa; Arthropoda; Insecta; Lepidoptera; Pieridae. The transcript has 5 exons. Bases 51 to 1586 code for a protein of 511 amino acids. Gene Ontology annotation, molecular function: iron ion binding; heme binding; oxidoreductase activity, acting on paired donors, with incorporation or reduction of molecular oxygen. The record is from RefSeq and is a predicted model, not a curated record.